This is a messenger RNA of Caretta caretta (loggerhead turtle), 6245 nucleotides long. The record is from RefSeq and is a predicted model, not a curated record. Lineage: Eukaryota; Metazoa; Chordata; Testudines; Cheloniidae.
GGCCGCAGAGACUGUCUUCCGUGGGAGGCCGCGCGAGCGCCGCUUUCCCCCGCGUGUGCGCGGCCGCCGCUAGAGGGAGCUGUGCUACAGAGAGCGGGAGGGAGAAGGCAGAGGCGCUGCCGCAGGAGGCGAGAGACCCCCCCCCACACCCACCCCAGCUCUUUCUUCAACUCAGGCUGCCCCCCUCCUCCUCAGCUCUGCGCUGCCGCUGUCAGUAGCGGCGGCCGGACGAGCCGCGGAGCCCCCCCUACAGCCCGGCUGCCGUCCGGGCUAGCGCACAGCCCCGCCGCGGAGCAGAGGCGGCGGGGACCGGGCUGCUGCGGGGUUCCAGUGCUCCUCCUCCUCCUCCGUCCACCCACUCACCCACCCAGCUGUGUUAGUCGUCUUCACGGCUGGCUUUGCUGCCGCUCGCCUCCCCGCGGGUUUUGGUUUCCCUUUUGCCGUCAGUUUCCCCUUGGGCACUGACCGGUGGGGUGCCAAUUUGAAGGAACCCACGAGCGGAGAGGGGGAGCAGCUGCGCGCGGCGGAAGAGCGGCAAGGUAGCUCGCGGGGAGGCGUGGAGAUCCCCUCCCGACCAGCCCCAUCAAACCAUCCGGUAAGAAAGUAAAGAAGCCAGCGAGGGUGACAGCGACUCGCCGGGAGGCGGAGGAGGAGAAGCAGCGCGUCUUCUCUCCCGUCUCGCCUCCUUUCCGUCCCCGCUCUUCCCAGCCCCUCUCUUCCUCCGAGGUACCGGCAGGAGCAGCCUGGACUCAUGAUGGCUUCAACCCCUACCUGCACCAGGUUCACCGACGAGUACCAGCUCUUCGAGGAGCUUGGAAAGGGGGCGUUCUCAGUGGUGAGAAGAUGUGUGAAAAUUCCUACAGGACAGGAGUAUGCUGCCAAAAUUAUCAACACCAAAAAGCUGUCUGCUAGAGAUCACCAGAAAUUGGAAAGGGAAGCUAGAAUCUGUCGCCUUUUGAAGCACCCUAAUAUUGUGCGGCUUCAUGACAGCAUAUCAGAAGAAGGAUUCCAUUACUUAGUCUUUGAUUUAGUCACUGGAGGUGAACUGUUUGAGGAUAUAGUUGCAAGGGAAUAUUACAGUGAAGCAGAUGCCAGUCAUUGUAUACAGCAGAUUCUAGAAAGUGUUAAUCAUUGUCACCUAAAUGGCAUAGUUCACAGAGACCUGAAGCCUGAGAAUUUACUUUUAGCUAGCAAAUCCAAGGGAGCAGCUGUAAAAUUGGCAGACUUCGGAUUGGCUAUAGAAGUUCAAGGAGAACAACAGGCUUGGUUUGGUUUUGCUGGUACACCAGGAUAUCUUUCACCAGAAGUGCUACGAAAAGAUCCUUAUGGGAAGCCAGUGGACAUGUGGGCAUGUGGUGUCAUUCUCUAUAUUCUCCUUGUGGGAUACCCUCCUUUCUGGGAUGAAGACCAGCACAGACUCUAUCAGCAGAUCAAGGCUGGUGCUUAUGACUUUCCCUCACCAGAGUGGGAUACAGUGACUCCUGAAGCCAAAGACCUCAUCAAUAAAAUGCUUACCAUCAACCCUGCCAAACGAAUCACAGCAUCAGAGGCACUGAAGCAUCCAUGGAUAUGUCAACGUUCUACUGUGGCCUCUAUGAUGCACAGGCAGGAGACUGUAGAUUGCUUGAAGAAAUUCAAUGCAAGAAGAAAACUAAAGGGGGCCAUUCUGACAACUAUGCUGGCUACCAGAAAUUUCUCAGCAGCAAAAAGUUUACUGAAAAAACCUGAUGGAGUCAAGAAAAGGAAGUCCAGUUCGAGUGUUCAAAUGAUGAUAAACAACAAAACCAACGUGGUAACCAGCCCCAAAGAAAAUAUUCCUACCCCGGCGCUGGAGCCCCAAACUACAGUAAUCCACAACCCUGAUGGAAAUAAGGAGUCAACAGAAAGUUCCAAUACGACUAUUGAAGACGAAGAUGUGAAAGCUCGUAAGCAGGAGAUUAUCAAGGUUACUGAGCAGCUGAUUGAAGCUAUCAACAAUGGGGACUUUGAAGCUUACACGCUGAUUUGCAUGAGGUCAUAUGCCUUUGAGGUCAAGCAUGCUCUGCAGUAGGGCAAACUGGAUGGAGGAUAAGGAACCUUUGUUCUCGGUUAACAUGAAAGAAAUAGAAUGCCACCUCAUUUAAAUCUCAGAGUGGGAGGGCUGUUUUAUUGUUUGUGUUAAUUGUCAAAACAGUGGACAUUAAAAUGACAAAUAGUAUUUUUGUGAGAAAAGUCUCCAAUUAGAAGUUUUCCAUCAUUCAUGGAAAACAAGACCCAUGGGAAUAAAUCAGCUUUAUGAACUCAGCUCUACUUGCCAUAAGAGAGGAAAAUCUGGAAAGGAAAAAAAAAGGUUGGCAGGAAUGGGUGGUUCUUCUUUGAGUAGUGUCCCCAUGGGUGCUCUACUUCAGGUGCAUGUGCACCCUAUGCACCUUGAUCAGAGAUUUUCAUUAGCAGUGUCCAUUCAGCCCACGCAUGCACCGCUGAUAUCUUCAUGCCCUUUAUUGAGUAUGGGCGAACCGCCCUCAGUUCCUUCUCAAUUGCCUCAGCUUGAGAUGGAGUUUAGCAUCUUUGCAUUGUGCAUGCCUCACCUGUUCGCUGAGUUUGUUCUACUUAGUUUAGCUAGUUAAGUUGUUAGUAGCAGUAUUUAGUUAUUGGCUAUUGAAAGAUCAUUUUAUUUCCUCUGGGGAAAUCCUCCUUGUGAGGGGCAUGCCCAGUUCAUCAGGGUUUAAACGUUGCCUCAUGUAGAGAGGCUGUAUCACUCAGCGACGGACACUCUAACUGUGUUUGCUCCCUGGAAGCGUCACACAUUCCACAGAAGCGUAACUUCGUUUAGCCCUCAAAUCCAAGGCUUGGAAGAACUGGGAAAUCAAGCUGCAAUUGUUAAUGAUGGAUUGCUCUCUUCACUCCCCUUUGAAACUAGGUCAGGAGAACUCCGCUGUACAUCAGUUCCUGGGGAUCUCUUGUGCCCCUUCAACUUCAGCGCAACACUCUUCUAGAAAGGGAAAGCCUGAAUCCUCCUCUGAAUAUCCUCAGAGGAGCUCUAAUUUUCCUCUUAAGGAACCCACCUCAAAGAGACUUCACUUUUUGACAAGGUAAACGGCCUCAGAGACUUAAUCCUCAAAGCUUGGUACCAUUGAGACGAAGGGCUUCUCCAGUACCAGUGAAGCGGGAAAGUUCCACAGCUCUAAGAGUAAACAUGGAUCCUCUUCUCUCUAUGCCAAAGCAAUAAGGUUAUGGAACUGGUAUAUAAAACAUUGCAUAAGAAUUUCAGCAACGUAUCUCUUGGGCAGGUAAAAUGUCACAGCUGAUGCUCUCAGCAGGUUUUUUCCCCCACGAUUACAAAUGGGAGUUGGAUUCCCAGGUUCUUGUUGGCAUACUUGAAACUUGGGGAUUUCCAGAAGUGGAGCUUUCUAUCACAGCUUCGAACAAAAAGUUCCAUCUGCUCAUUUUCAAGGGGAGGUUUAGGUCCCAUUGGGAGAUGCCUUUCUCCUCACUUGGAUGAAGAAGCUGUUUAAUGGUGUUUUCCCCCGAUGCCUCUGAUUCUCAGAGUGGUGAAGAAAAUUAGACAGGACAACACCAGAGUUAUUCUAAUAGCCCAAAUGUGGUCACGGCAGGCAUGGUUUCCUUUAGCCUAGCUCUUUGUCCAGCAACAGAUAUUCUAAUGAUUCCUUAGCUUCUCUUCCAGAGUGCGAGUCAACUGCUUCAUCCCAAUCUGAGCAUUCUCUGCCUCAAGGUGUAGUUUGCGGGGUUAGAAUCUGUCUGUUCUGCAGAAGUACAGCAGAUAUUAUUAAAUAGUAAGACAGAUUCUACAAGAUAUACUUUCAGAAGUGAAGAAGAUUCAGUCACUAGUGUGAACUCCAGAAUGUUGCCCUUGCAUUGAAUAUUACUUGGUUCUCUCAAGAUUCAUUUGGCUGCCUUACUGGGUUUUCCACCACUAUUGAGGGGAUCUAUCUGUUUGCUCACCCUACAACCAUAAGGUUCAUAUGAAGAGUCUGGGCAAUCUCUCUUCCCACUGAUGGAAAGUCCCCACCCCAAUUUGGAAGCUAAGUUUGGUUCCUAAAAGUCUCCUGAAAUCUCCUUUUGAACUGAUGGUAACUUGCUCCUUACUGUAUUUGUUUAUGAAAAUAGUUUCCUUAGUGGCUAUUACAUCAACUGCAGAGUCAGAGAGACUGAAGCCUUAAUAGCAGACCCUCCUUUUACGGUGUUCUAUAAGGAAAAAGUUUCCUUAUGACUACACUCCAGGUUUCUUCCUAAAGUGUCUUCUGAGUUUCAUUGGAACCAAAUCAUUCACCUACAAGUUUUCUUUCCAAAAACCAUAAUUCCAACGUGGAAACUACCUUCCUCACUCAGUGUCAGGAGGGCAUUAGCCUUCUAUCUACACAGGACUAAAUCAUUUUCUAAAUCUCCUAGACUAUUCUUUUUGUUUGCAGACAGAUAAAGGUUGUGCUUUUUCUACCCAAAGACCAUCAAAAUGGAUUUCUGGGUGUAUUAUUAGUUUGUUACAGUCCUGCCAGCAUUCCAAUCCCUGCUUGAUGAGGUCACAAUCUACAUCUUUGGCUCUACUUAAAAAUGUCCCAGUAUUUGAGAUCUGCAGAGUUGCUACAUGGUCUUUGGUGUACAUACCUUCUCCAGGUACAGCGCUUUACUUGAUGCCUCUAGAUCUGAUGUGGCAGUUGGCAAUGCAGUUCUUUCCUCUGUGCUGGACUCGAUUCCAAAGCUCCCUCCUCUUUAUGGGAAUAUUGCUCAGGAGUCACCUGAAGUGGAGCACCCACAGGGACACUACUCGAAGAAGAAAGAGAGAUUACUCACCCUGAGCAGUAACUGUAGUUCUUUGAGAUGUGUCCCCCUAUGGAUAAGGCUAAGAUUUAGUCACGGGUAUUUUUGGUAAAAAUCAUAGACAGGUCACGGGCAAUAAAUAAAAAUUCACGGCCCGUGACCUGUCCAUGACUUUUACCAAAAAUACUUCUGAGGCCCUGCUGCUCUGGGAAGACCUUGUGGUGGGGGGGCCUACUCCAGUGCUGGGGGUUGACUACCCCCCGACCGCUGCUCCCAGGGACCAACAUCCAGGCGCCCCUAGGGCCGCUGCUGCUCAGGCAGUCUCCAGGGCACCCCCAGGACCUCUGUGUGGGCACUCUCUGGUGCCACUGUAGCCAGCUGCCUGGGACAGCCUGAGCAGUGGCCAGUGAGGCUGGCUGCGGAGCAGCCCCGAGGACCGCUGCUCGUGCGCUCCCCAGGGCCGUCCCCAGAACCAUUGCUCAGGCGGUCUGCAGGACAAGCCGCACCAGCUGCUGCUUGGGUGGUCCCCGGAGCCAGCUGCCUGGGGCCUCCUGAGCAGUGGCCAAUGCGGCUGGCCCCGGGGACUGCCGGAGCAGCUGGUCCUGGGUCACUCCAGCAGUGGCCAGUGUGGCUAGCGGUGGGGCACCUGAACAUCUGGCCCUAGGGCCAGUUGCUCAGGCAGCUUGAAGUCAGCCACACCAGCUGCUGCAGAAGUCACCAAAUCCGUGACCUCUAUGAAAGAAUCGCAGCCUUACCUAGGUGUGCCCCACUACCCGCCCUCCUUCCUCUCCGCUUCAGAGUUUCCUUCUGAGACUCGGCAGUGGAGAAGGAACUGAGGGCAGUUUGCCCACGCAGUCUGACAUAAUCUCGGUGCAGGGCACAAGUUAUUAACAGUGCAUGCGAGGGCCAACAGACACUGCCAAUGAAAAUCUCCCAUGAAAGGCGCACACCGAAGUGGAGCACCCAUAGGGACACACAUCUUGAAGAACUACAGCUACUGCAUACAGUGAGUAACCUCUCUUUCUAUUCUGGACCUUAAUAUUCGAGUUGAUAGACUGCAUUUCUUCAAGCUUUCUUUUCCACAUGACUAGGUAUAGCACUCAUUUUACCAUUCCUGCCCCUUCUGAAGUCUUUCCUCAGACAUCCUCAGACAUAGUCUCUCCUUUCCUGUUAAACUUUCUGCUCCAUAGUUGCCUCUGAUAUAAAGAUCCUCCAAUUUUCCCUCAACGCCAUCAUAAUCAUCACUUAGAGCAGGGGUUGUCAGGACACAUUUUUCCUAAAAUACUUAAUUAGCUUUAGGAAAACCAAAUAAAUAUGCACAUAUACAUGUCCAAAUCACUGAAAUUUAUUUAUUGCUAGCUAGUAAGUCUGUUGUGAAAAGUGAUAUUUACAAACAUACAAGUAUCACUUUUCACAACAGACUUACUCAGCCCUGGCAAGCCUGGGGACAAAUUAAGCCCUGGAUGGAGGGUCACGGUAGGCAGUGGGGG